CACACGAAUCCAAUUAUUUUUUUCGCCACACCUACUUUAACGUUAAACAUAGAAUGUCACGGCAACAAACCAAGCAGCGUCGACAGAAGGGCCGGUUCUCACCCGAGGACGAGGCCCGGCUGAUUGCGCGUCUGGACGGCACGUACAAUGACGAGCUGCUGGCGCUGGCGCGGCAUUUUGGCGGACAGCUGCAGGCGACUAGGGCGCAUGUAAAGGACAUUGACGUGCACGGGCUGACGGUUGAGUGGGAGACUGAGGGGAAGCGCGAGGAAAUGCAGUUUGCGUUCCGCGAGGUCACCGGCCCGGCAUCGGCCAUGGAGGAGAUCAACGAACUGGCCACCGAGGCGCUGCAGGCGCUAGGCGUCACGGAGCCAUCGCGGCUGGCGCGCGACCGCGCCCAGCUGCAGUCGCAGCAUCUGGUGGAUUUCUCGUUCCGGCUGCCAGGCGUGCCGCUGAUGGCGGCGGUUCUGCUGGGCAUGGGCCUGCAGGGGUACCUGGGGCUGGUGGCAGAGGUCCACCCGAUGGUGUCGUUUUUCCGGGCGGUUCUGCCGCAGAUGUGGUCGUAUUAUAUAUUCGUGGUGGCGUGUGGCCUGCAUGUGUUCGAGGGGCUAGCUUGCUGUGCACUGUGCCAGCUGAUCAAGCUGUUCCAGCCCAAGCAGAUGUCGACCAGGGAGCAGCUCAAGUGGACGGUGGGCGUGACGCUGUUCGGCUUGGGCUGCUUCCAUGACUUCCUCUCGCGGCUGCGCAGGCAGUUUGCGCUGGCGGAUGCCAUCGGCCCGCGCCCGCCUAAUCCCGCGUCUAGCAAAAAGUCGCAGUGAAUACCAAAGUAGUGUUUUCUAUGGAAAAGUUGAAGAACCCUCUCUAUUCUGU
Messenger RNA from Linderina pennispora, 870 nucleotides. RefSeq lists its product as uncharacterized. Lineage: Eukaryota; Fungi; Kickxellomycota; Kickxellomycetes; Kickxellales; Kickxellaceae. The transcript has a single exon. The record is from RefSeq and is a predicted model, not a curated record. The coding region runs from base 54 to 818 and encodes 254 amino acids.